CAACCUAUUAUUCUUGCAACUGAACAUACUCUCUUGACUGAACAUACUCUUUUGAAUAAACAUACUCUCCAACACCAUGAACCACUCUUGUUCAAUGGCUAUGGUUCUAGCCACUGUAAUGAUGCUGGCUUCAGCUCCCGCUCUUUUAGUUGCUGCACCAACUAAACGUUCUAUUGUUAAUUUCGGUCCUUUGACUACAAAUGUCCAUUUACACUCACUUCCUGCUCGCAGUCCCUUGUAUAUGCCCAACAGUAUUCUACCCUUGACUCCUGAAGAAACUGCCCUCGAGUAUCUGUCAGAUAUUGCAAAUGUUCCUAGGUCCUCUCUCUAUAUCAAAUCGGUUGUCGAGACAAAGGGUCGCAUGUACCAUGUUCAUGUUCAGCAAAGACUGAGUGGCAUCGACAUCACCAAUGCAGUUGGAAAUGUUAAUAUUGAUGCCAGGGGUUUGGUCAUCUCUGCUGGCCAUAAUUUUGUAACCCGUCCUGUCUUUGCUGCUGCUACCUCUGCUAUGGGUGGUGAUUCUCUUGAUUCUGAUAGCAGAGAUGGCAAACAACUGCCUAUGCUGCUCACUCAAUCCGAUACAAACUCGUUCACUAUUGAGCAGGCCCAUAUUCCAGUUUCUACCAAAAUGGACAACUUGAAACUCAGUCCCCUGGAUGCUGUAAUGGCUGCCGGAGAGUAUCUUGGUAUCAAUGUGGAAAAUGCAGUGCUCACUCAAACAUUGGUUGCAGAUAAUACCGAAAAUGAUGGUCAUUUGUCAUAUACCAUUACGGGUGUUUCUGAUGCCAUUCAAGACAUUACUGCAAAACUCAUGUUUAUCCAAAGCGAUGGUGGCCAUAAACUCACUCCUGUGUGGGAUGUGGUCAUGGAUUUGGAUUCCAACUGGUAUCAUAUUCAGGUAGAUGCUCACACAAGUCAAGUGAUGGGUCUCAUCGACUGGGUAAACGGUGCGUCUUACGAUGUCUAUCCACUUGGUGUCAAUGAUCCCGACUCGGGAAAACGUGCUAUUGUUUUUGACACGGAACAUCCUGAUGCAAGUCCCUACGGAUGGCAUAGUAAAGGCACCACGCGUGAUGCUUACAACACCACUAUAGGAAACAAUGUGUUUGCUCAAGAUAAUCCUGACGGCGGAAACUCUUGGCGCAACAAUUACAGACCAAGUGCAAACGAUAAAAUGGCUUUUGAUUUUUCAAUUGACGAGAAAAAGAAUCCCACUUCCUACCUUGACGCUGCCAUCACCAAUCUGUUCUACUAUAACAAUAUCAUCCACGAUCUGUUUUAUCUGUAUGGAUUUGACGAAAAGGCUGGCAAUUUUCAGAAUGACAACUAUGGCAAUGGCGGAAAAGGUAACGAUGCCGUUAUUGCCAAUGCUCAGGAUGGAUCGGGAUACAAUAAUGCCAACUUUGCCACUCCUCCUGAUGGCUCUCAACCACGUAUGCGCAUGUAUGUAUGGACUGUCACAAAACCCUACCACGAUGGCGAUCUUGAAAGCGGUAUCAUCAUCCACGAAUAUUCUCAUGGUAUUUCCAUCCGCUUAACUGGAGGUCCCAGCAACUCUGACUGUCUUGGUUGGGGAGAAAGUGGUGGCAUGGGUGAAGGAUGGGGCGACUUCUUUGCCACUAUUGUGCGCAUGACUCCAGAAAACACCAGAAACGAUGACUUUGGCAUGGGUAGCUAUGCUAGUGGACGUGCUGGCAUUCGCAAAUACGCCUACUCCACAUCGUUCAAAACUAAUCCAUCUACCUAUGGCUAUCUUAAAAAACCACUCUACUGGGAGGUGCAUGCCAAGGGUGAAGUAUGGGCCGAGAUUCUCUACGAGUUUUAUUGGGCUCUAGUUGACAAACACGGAUUUGAUGGUAACUGGUUUGACAACAAGCUAUCUACCGAGCCAGGUCGUCAUUUGACAGGUCUGUCUGGCAACAAACUUGCUCUUCAACUUGUUGUGGAUGGUUUAAAACUGCAGCCUUGUUAUCCUACAUUUGUUUCUGCUCGUGAUGCCAUCCUGCUUGCUGACCAAACUGGUACAAUGGGUGAGAAUCAGUGCGUGAUCUGGAACGCAUUUGCCAAACGUGGUCUUGGUCUGAGUGCUCUUUCUGGUGGCACCGAGGCAUUCGAUGUACCUGAAGAAUGUGAAGAACAUAAAGAUCCCUCUCCUCCUACGCCAACCCCUACACCACCUCCAAAAGAGCCAGAGCAUCCGAAAAAGCCAAAACACCCGAAAAAGCCAAAACAUCCAAAAGGACCAAAAAAGCCAUAUGAAUUUGACGGUGUCGAGUUUUAUAAACAACACAAGUCUUCAAAGCAACAAGAAACACUUUAAAGCCAUAUUUGGGCUUUAAAGACGAGGAUGUGAAUGAUUGUGUCUGCCAAGUAUAUAAACAACCUGUUUAUUGUUAAUACGAAUUCAACUUUUGAAUUCAAGUUGAAAGACUUUAGUACUUUUUAUGGUCGGAUCAAGAUUUACAGCUGUAUUCACGUAAAAUGGGACACUAAAUAAAAGUACCAAGUACAUAAUAAACAACCAGUUUUAAAUG
Messenger RNA from Batrachochytrium dendrobatidis JAM81, 2534 nucleotides. RefSeq lists its product as uncharacterized. Bases 77 to 2320 code for a protein of 747 amino acids. Lineage: Eukaryota; Fungi; Chytridiomycota; Chytridiomycetes; Rhizophydiales. Gene Ontology annotation, molecular function: zinc ion binding; metalloendopeptidase activity. The transcript is spliced from 2 exons. The record is from RefSeq and is a predicted model, not a curated record.